AUGCCCUCAUUGCAGCGCCAGAAACUGCGUGCAUCCAGCACCGACAGGCCACAGGUUCCAAAGGAAGAUAUUAUUCUAAGUCAAAUUCUGCACACUGCUGGGGAAAAUGACUGUUGGGCAGAGGGAGGGGAGGGCUUGGAGAGCCUUUUGGAUUCAUUCUCCUUUCCCAAACUUUGUCAUGACUUUGCCCAGCCCAUAAGCCUCCAGAGGCCUGGCCUGUUGUCCCAUGGAAUGAACUCUAUUUCCGUGGGGCACCUGGCCCAUUGUUUUCUGCUCUCUCAUCUCCUAAGGGCCCCCAGAGUCUAUCACUACAUUGUUAACACCGGCCCUGAAAUUUAG
Messenger RNA from Rangifer tarandus platyrhynchus (Svalbard reindeer), 339 nucleotides. The record is from the annotation of a GenBank genome assembly. NCBI's taxonomy places the organism in Eukaryota, Metazoa, Chordata, Mammalia, Artiodactyla, Cervidae.